Messenger RNA from Phyllopteryx taeniolatus (common seadragon), 5201 nucleotides. It is a transcript of the gene sidt2, whose product is annotated as SID1 transmembrane family, member 2. The transcript is spliced from 27 exons. The coding region runs from base 480 to 3092 and encodes 870 amino acids. Gene Ontology annotation, cellular component: membrane. The record is from RefSeq and is a predicted model, not a curated record. Lineage: Eukaryota; Metazoa; Chordata; Actinopteri; Syngnathiformes; Syngnathidae.
AGUGAAGUAUUUGUAUUCCAAUGUAGAAAAGGCAAGGAACGCUUCCGCUAACUACGACCACAGAAUCACUCCAAUGAACCCGCGGCGACGCCAACUCACUUGGACUCACCACUCCGACUUAAAAAGCUGCGACCUGGCCUACUACCCAAACGACGUCCUGGUACCCGAUUUCGAGAUCCAAACAUGGAGCUGCUUGUGCUAGCUAGCCAACCAUGUAACAAUAGUACAAUUACGUAGCCGCCUGCCAGGAUUCGCCUGUUUUGUUGCUGUCUCAGAACUUGUGACUUCACAGUACAGCGGACAACCUGGAGUGUGUCUCGGGUGAUGCCAGCAGUUGUUAUUUGGGGUCAAGACUGGACCUGACACAGUUUUGACAGUCAACCUGUUUACUUAGACUCAAAAGAAUGGGCUGUAGUGACACUGUUUAAUGACAGAACUGGGCUCUUGUCACUCAUUCAAGGACGAAGUUGAGAGACAAAAUGCUGUUCGGGAGUCAUUGGAAAUCUCGAUAUAAAAACACUUUUGAAGGUGCUGCUGCUGGAGUCCUGUUGUGUUUUUUUGUGGCCCUGUUGGCUUGCGUCAGCGGUGCUCUGGGGGAGACCAAAAACGUGAUUCAGAAAGAUGGCGAAUUCGAUGUUAGCUAUAACGAUACAGUUACGAGUGAAAAUCAAACUAUCUAUGCUUUCAAUCACACCGUCUCCCGAACCAAGACGGAAGGAGUGCGUGUGUCCGUGGACGUGCUGUCGCAGAACCUCCAGAGUCCUAUCCUGUUUGUGAUACGACAGAAGCAAGCCGUGCUCUCUUUCCAGGUCCCUCUCAUCCUCAGAGGCCUGUACCAGAGGAAGUACCCAUACAAUCAUUUAGGCCGCACAUUAUGUCAGCCUCCAACCCGGGCUGCUUCAGAGACCCAGUACUUCUUUGUGGAUGUGUCUACACUUUCCAGCCAGGGUACAAACUACCAGCUUAGGGUCAGCCGUGUUGAGAGCUUCACGUUGCAGACAGACACGACAUUCAGCUUUACUGCAUCGCCGUCCCAACCUCAGUACUUCAAGUAUGUAUUUCCUGAAGGGGUGGACACUGUGAUUGUAAAGGUCAGCUCAGACAUGACCUUUCCCUGCUCUGUUAUGUCCAUCCAGGACAUCCAGUGCCCCGUCUAUGACCUCGACAAUAAUGUGGCCUUCAUUGGGAUGUAUCAGACUAUGACGAAAAAAGGUGCUAUCACAGUACAGAGAAAAGAUUUCCCCAGCAACAGUUUUUAUGUGGUGGUAGUGGUAAAAACAGAGGAUGAGGCGUGUGGCGGUCCACUGCGCUUCUACCCACUGCGGCCAGAUGAGCUGAUUGACGCUGGUAACCGCAGCAAAACCCUUAAUGUUGUGGUCUCUCCUGCUAUAAAGUCGGAGGUGUAUGUGAUGGGCAUGCUGUUCUGUCUCGGUAUAUUCCUCUCUUUUUACCUGCUCACUCUGCUGGUGGCCUGUCUGGAGAAGAAAAGAGCCAAGAGGAGAGAACUGUUUCAGAAUAUUGAUGACACAUCACCCGCUGAGACAGCUUCUCUGCUUGGGAAAAACGGAGAUGGCCAAAUUGCAGCUACACCAAAUGAAUAUGGCUCCCUUGAGAGCACAAUCAGUUCAGAAGCAAUCACUGACAGCGCCCCCUCAGUAGACAGUGCCACUUCAGCUGACAACUACAUGGGAAGGGAGCCUUUUAAACGGCGACCUAUCCUCAAUCAACUGCACCAUACAGCCAUCUGCAUUGAGCGAUCUGUUUGGAAAAAUGUUGGAAGAAGCAGACAGGAGUCAUUGAGCUCCAUAGAGGAAGAUGACUAUGACACACUGGAUGACAUCAACUCAGACAAAAACAUUGUUCGCACCAAGAAGUAUCUUUGUGUGUCCGACCUGUCGCGCAAAGACAAGCGGGUCCUCAGCAAGAAAUAUCAAAUCUACUUCUGGAACAUCGCCACCAUCGCUGUGUUCUAUGCCCUGCCGGUCAUCCAGCUGGUCAUUACAUAUCAAACGGUUGUCAAUGUUACGGGGAACCAGGAUAUCUGCUACUACAACUUUAUGUGUGCUCACCCUCUGGGUGCUCUCAGUGCAUUCAACAACAUCCUCAGCAACCUCGGCUACGUAAUGCUGGGCCUUCUCUUUCUCCUCAUCGUCCUCAAGAGAGACAUCGUCCACAAUCGAGCACUGGCCUGUCAUGAAGUUAAUGCACUGGAAUGUGGCAUCCCAAAGCACUUUGGUCUCUUCUACGCCAUGGGCACAGCUCUCAUGAUGGAGGGCCUACUCAGCGCCUGUUACCAUGUUUGCCCCAACUACACCAACUUCCAGUUUGACACGUCCUUCAUGUAUAUGAUCGCUGGCCUGUGUAUGUUGAAGCUGUACCAGAAGAGACACCCUGACAUCAACGCCAGCGCUUACACCGCCUACGCCUGCUUGGCCGCAGUCAUCUUCUUCUCCGUGCUCGGAGUGGUGUUCGGGAGAGGAAACACUGUGUUUUGGAUCGUUUUCUCAGUCAUCCACAUAUUGGCCACACUUCUCCUCAGCACACAGCUCUACUAUAUGGGCAGAUGGAGGCUCGACUCUGGCGUCCUGCGCAGGAUGGUUUACGUGGUCUACACAGAUUGCAUUAGACAAUGCACUGGGCCCAUGUACAUUGAUCGUAUGGUUCUGCUGGUGAUGGGGAACAUCGUCAACUGGUCGCUCGCCGCCUACGGCCUCAUCGAGAGGCCCAGUGACUUUGCCUCCUACCUACUGGCUAUCGCCAUCUGUAACCUUCUGCUCUACUUCGCCUUCUACAUAAUUAUGAAGCUCCGCAGUGGUGAGGCAAUCCAGUGUCUGGCCAUGGUGUGUAUUCUUUUCACGGCUGUGGUGUGGGGCUUUGCGCUCUAUUUCUUCUUCCAGGGUCUCAGCACCUGGCAGAAAACACCAGCAGAAUCACGUGAGCACAACCGAGACUGCAUCCUGCUUUCGUUCUUCGAUGAUCACGACAUUUGGCACUUCCUCUCUUCCAUCGCCAUGUUCGGAUCCUUCUUGGUUCUGCUCACCAUGGAUGACGACCUUGACACCGUCCAGAGAGACAAGAUUUACGUGUUCUAGAUUGAACAGAUCUGAAACGCGCUCUCGUCAUUUGCCUUAUUGUCCUUUUUGGUCUGAGCAUCUCCUAAAGCAGAGCCAGUAGCCUUGCAAGGCGUCAAUGUGCACGGCCCAAUCAGCUGCUCAGGGCGGGGUAAUGUCGGUCACCCCUCCCUCCAAUCAGCAGUUGACUGAUGCUGACCAUUUUUGCUAUCAGUAUUACUGUUAUACUUGUUUACUGUCUACAUUGAAGAUAACAUAGGCUACUUAGCUAAAAUGCCAAUCCGCAUCCAUAUGAUUAUUGUUGAUAAUGUAUUGAAACAGUUUGACUGAAAAUGAAUGUUUAUACGCUGUAUGGGUAUUGGUCAAAUCUGUUUUGACAAACCGCAAUGGCAGAGAUUGUGUGAGUCACAACGACGCAAGCCAACCCAACUAUUUUGCCAUGAUUAUCAGAUCUGACACACAGGGUUUUUUUUUUUGAGUAAUGUCAGAUGCGCCAAUCAGCAGUUACUGAAUCAAGGUUCCCUCGUCAGAUUCACAGCUACCCCUCUGGUUGUUUGUUAGUUUCUAUAUACAGUGGAUAUAAAAAGACAACACAACCCUGUUCAAAUGCCAGGUUUUUGUAACUUUGUAAAAUUGGUCCAAGAUAAAACAUUUCAAAAUCUUCCCACCAUUCCCAUUUCCCAUUAAUGUGACCUGACCUGUACAACUCAACUGAGAGAAAAGUUUUAGGGAAGUAAAAAAAUAAGGAACAGAAAUAAUGUGGUUGUGGAGUCCUUCACAAGUUGAGAUGUGGCUGCACAUUCAAACUCGCGUCAAAUGACAUUCAGCACGUAAAGACUAGAAAACUAGUGAGUGAGGCUGACAGUAACAUUGAAUGAGCUGCAGUAAUUUCUGGUGACUGUUUGUACAUGAAACAAUCUCCUGUCUACGUCAUAUGCCUGGGCUAUGGGCUAGGGUGCCACGACAGAAGCCUUAUCUUACAAAGAAAAACAUCCAACCCGGGCUACAUUUUGCAAAAACACACUUGAAAUCUCCCAAACAUGAAAAAAUAUGUUGUAGCCUGAUGAAACCAAGGUUGUAUUUUUUUGGCCAUGAUUUUAAAUAGUUUGGCGCAAACAACACUGCUCAUCACCAUCCAGUAUCUACAGUGUAGCAUAGUGGUGGCAGCAACCUGCUUUUGGGUCUGUUUUUCUUCAGCUGGAACUGGGGCCUUAGGGAGGAAAUUAUGACAACUACCAAUUCCAAACACCAGUCAGUGUUGGCACAACCUACGGGCUUCUGCUACAAAGCUAAAGUGGAAGAAGGUCUUAACCAAGCACACAUCCAAAUCAACAAAAGAUUGGCUUCACUAGAAGAUGCUAAAGGUUUUGGAAUGGCCUAGCAAGAGUCCAGACCUGAAUCCGAUCCCACAUAUGUGGCCUGAUCCUGAAGAGGGUUGUGCUCAAGAGAUGCCCUCAUAGCUGACACAUUUGGAGCAUUUUUGCCAAGAGUGGGAAAAUAUUGCCAUUUGCUACAUCAAGAUGUGACACACUGGUGACUCCUACCCCAAAAGGCAAGGCAAAUUUAUUUAUAUAGUGCAUUUCAUUCACAAGGUGCUUUGCAUGAUUAAAAGCAUUUCAAAACAGAGAAAACACAUUCAAAGUACAGAAAAAUAAACCGCUUACAAGCAUAUAAAAACAGACUAAUAUUUCUAAAAACUUACAGUGCAAGAAAGAUCAUUAAAAAUGGAAAUGCUCUAUAAAUGCUCCAUCUUAAGCAUGAGAAAAAAAUAGUUUUUAGCCUGGACUUGAAAAUGUUGACACUUGGGGCUGACUUCAAGAAGACAAACUAAUAAAUAUUACCAGUAAUUUGAAGUUAAUGCAACAAGGUCAUUGUACUUUUUUUUUUUUUUUUCCAACCUUUAAAGGGUUUCAUUUUUUUUUCAUUCAGGUUGGCAGGUUAUAGGUCCUAUUAAUGGUGGAGAAAAUUCUCUUUUUUUACAUCACAAAAACCUGUCAUUUUGAAAAGGAGUGUGUAGACUUUAUAUCCUCUAAUAAAUAAAAAAAACAAAUGUGGUCAUUACUGCAUCCCAUUUGACUUCCUUCAACUGUUCGUAAUUCUGUUUUUGUGCUAUAAAAGUUGCCAAAACAA